Messenger RNA from Durusdinium trenchii, 1173 nucleotides. The record is from the annotation of a GenBank genome assembly. Lineage: Eukaryota; Dinophyceae; Suessiales; Symbiodiniaceae.
AUGUCGCUGGCAGAAUCACCGUGCGCAAAGAGAGCCAGAGUGCAGCAGUUGCAGCUGCUGUUGCAAGAAAACAGGCGUGAGCUGGCGCAGUGCCGGCAGCGUGUGGCGAGGUGGGCGGCCAAACGUGGUAAUUUAGGCUUGACUUCAGCAGGACAAAAGGCAGUACUUGCUUGCUAUUGCUUGUCAAACUACAACAGCGCCAUUGCCACCAAGCUUGCGCAGCAACUCAGCGACUUGGAGAGAUCUUCCCCCCAGUUUCCGUCAGAACCAUUGGUCCAAUCUCUGUUUCGAGAGACAAACCUUGGAGAGCUCCUGCGGCUGCACAGCGACGAUGAUGAUUGGACAAAAGCCAGAAAUGUGGCCGUUCGCUUUGUGGCAGAGGUGAAGACGGUGGACUAUGUCCACUCGCAAAACAGUCUCCAUGGUGUCGCGCCAACUUCGGCUGAGGUUUUUGCGCAUUUUGCGCAGACACGCUCGGGCGGUUUACCGGAGGUACUCCCAAGCCGCGACUAUAUCAAGAAGUGGGCUGCUGGUUGGCGAAAACGCUUUGGCAUCCGAAGGGCGGCCUUGCCCAUGGCCAUUCCAGCAGAUGCACCGAGCUUGCGGGCAAAGGUGAAAUGCUUCUGGAAGAUGCUGGCGUUUCAGCGUGGUCCAGAGGCUUGUGAUGGUCGUGAGAUUUUGUAUCUCAAUGUGGAUGAAACAAGUGUGCCCUACACUGCACGACCUGCUAUUGGUUGUGUGAUCAACCGCAAGCAGUACAAGGGCUCCGGCCUCCCAGCCGUGCCCCACGCCAAAAUCCAGCCUGCCGGCAGGCUGAGCAGCAAGGUAGUGAAGGCCUUCAAGUGCUUGCCGAAGACCCAAUUGCAAGUGCUUCGCCGGAAGAGUGCGUGGGUUACCAGUGAUUUGAUGAUCGCAAUCUUGCAAGAAGUGGCAAAAGAAUUAGAACCGUUUUUGCAUCAAUUUAGGCACCCAGCCGCCGAUCGGCUGGUUUCGCUCAAAACACAGCGGCAGAACCUGAAGCGGCAGCUCCAGCAAGCGAACCGUGAGGGUCGCAAUGAGGAGAAAAAGCGACAGAGACUCAUGCGGCGCGCUGGCAAGUUGAGCUCUGCUGAUCUCACCUGGCUGCUGGCGCGUCGAGUGCAAUCUGAGCAGUCUGAGCAGAUGUCCACAUAG